Molecule: messenger RNA, 2108 nt
Organism: Anopheles coustani
Lineage: Eukaryota; Metazoa; Arthropoda; Insecta; Diptera; Culicidae
Product: transmembrane protein 135-like
Exons: 6
Coding region: 600-2003 (467 amino acids)
Source: RefSeq, a predicted model, not a curated record
UGGUCGUCGUGCCACGGCGCCCGCCCGUUAAAUUUACUUUUUCCUUUCUGGCACACAAAUCGGACGGCUUAUCAACGAGCCAUCGCCAGUCCAUUACCGAAUAGAAAAUCCGUUCCAUGUUACCAUCGCUCUCUUGUGAAGCCUGCCAUUAGAUUGUGCGUUUCCAGUGGUUCAACAGCCUCAUCGCAACCAAGUUGUAGGGAAUAGAAAGGCGACAAAGUGAUAAACAAGUGGUACAAUUAAUCUAUCUGCUAUUUACCUGUGGACGAGAACGUUAAGCUAUUUUAAAUCCCCGCUUGCAGCCAAAAACAACAACUUCUUUAUCAGUGCAAGACGUAGGCGAUAAAGUGAGGCAGGUUUCGAUUAGUUUACUUCACGUGCACGAAGAAAUUGUCGAGUCAGUGCGUGAUUUGCUAGGGCAAAGGCGAUCAUUUGGCGGCUAUCCGAUAAUUAAUCGUUACCUCAUCGGUGCGCGUACUACACUACAUCAGGGCAGGAAGGCCGGGAACGACGCAAACCUACAUGACACCCGCUUUAGGUACAGCUUUGGAAAAACUGGUUUCGUGAGUGUGAGUUGCACAAGAAAAAACAGCAUCAAGAUGCAGGUCCUCAGUAAGAUGACCCCGGUGCCCGUCACCUGCUUGGAGUACGUGCAUCCGUGGACGCAAUCUUGCACAUUAGCAACCGCCGAGCUAAUGCUGGUUGGUUUGCAGUACUGUUUGCGAAUUUAUGCAGCUGUUUAUGCGUUCUCCCUGCUGAUGCGUGGCCGCGUACCAACCCUGGCAGAACUAACCAAAACGAUCCGAGGUUGGCUUCAGUCCACCGUUUUCCUCACGACCAAUGCCUUCAGCUAUUCGAUGUUUCUGUGUUUCAUCCGGCGUGUGAUGGGCUCGUUCAAUUUCUACACCGCCUCCUACAUACCAGCCUUCCUGGCGGCCCUGGUAUCCAUCUUGGUCGAACGUUCCUCGCGCCGUGCCCUGCUAGCCCUGUACGUGUCGAACGUAGCCACCGAAACCAUGUGGAACAUUCUGCAAUCACGCGGGCUCGUCCGCUCGCUACCGUACGGUGAGAUUGCCAUCUUCGGGCUGUCCACCUCGGUCCUGAUGUACUGCUACCGACGCAAUCGUCAGAAAGAGUACCGCGACUCGAUGUUCGAUGUGGUUCGGUUUGCCAUCGGUGAAAGCGAGGUAAUGAAGGCCGAAUCGCCACCGAUCGAUGACAGUGGCUCCACUACAAAAGAGGAAAAAGUUCCAAGAACAAGCCAAACACGGUCGAGUAGCCGACGGCUACCCUAUCCGUUUAUUCAGACGAUCCUGCGUGCCUACCUGCAGCUUAUCGGACGGCUGAAGGCUCUCGGGAAGCAUAAACUUUGCCGGCAUCGGCAUGGAUGCGUUUACGAUACAGUUUCCAGCGGGAUGCGCAUGUUCUCGAUGGGUCUCGGAAUACAGGUCGUGAUGAAGGCGGUAUUGCAGCUACGAAAAUUCAUCAACCGGCCGCAGUUGAUACGCAAAACGUUCCUUAACAAGGAGAUCGCCCGGUUGGGACUGUUCCUGGGAGGGUUUACUACAAUUUAUAAGAUGUCUUCCUGCUUGUUGCGUCACCUGACGGACAGUGAUAGUCCAAGUUUUGCCUUUCCUAGUGGACUUUUAGCAAGUAUCGCUUUUGCCUUCUACUCCGAUAACACGAUUGCCUUGUACAUUAUGUGGAAAACGUUGCAGAUAACUUAUAACUGGGGUAUCGAGAAGGGCUACCUGCCACGCGUUCCCGGGUUCACCAUUAUGCUGUACGCAACGAGCACAGCGCUACUAUUCCACGCCGCCACAAUCGAACCGGAGAACCUGCGACCGAGCUAUUGGAAGUUUUUGCACUCCAUCUCGGGAGGAAGAAUUUGCAUCAUGGAUCGAAGCAGCUUCGACGUGUACGGCCUCAACACAUCCGGGCAGAUACGCACGAUGAUGCAGCUGUGCAAAACGGAACCGAUACUCCAGGGAAACCUGAGCUGAGAUGCAAUACAUCGAUUGUUCGAUUUCAACUGGAUAAAGCUUUAAGCUUUUUUGCAAAAGAAACGGCCCAAAAAUCAAAGAUUAGCUACCAAUUGUAUCCGAUCC